Thlaspi arvense is the source of this 939-nucleotide messenger RNA. The record is from the annotation of a GenBank genome assembly. Lineage: Eukaryota; Viridiplantae; Streptophyta; Magnoliopsida; Brassicales; Brassicaceae.
AUGAAAAUGAGUCACGCCGGCGGAGGAAAGUGGCGGAGAGAGGCGGAGCAGCUGGUUGUUAAGCCUUUCCGGCUAGUGACAACAACUCUCCUCAGCCUCCUCCUUCCCCUUUCUUUCCUUCUCCUUAGCCGUCUCUCUUCAGCCUCCUUCCUCUUCUCCUUGAUCAAAUCUCCGCCGGAAACGAAACCAUCCUUCUUCUUCUCUAUCUUUUAUUACACGAAUCCGGCGAUCCUAUACGGCGUCGUUUCGUCAAUAAGCGUCUACACUCUAGUUCUUGGUCUAACCACCAAGAUCACAGCUACAGAACCCAACCGUUCGAUUCCCUUUUAUCCACAUGUCACAAUCGCAUGGCUCACGCUUUUCCUUGUCCAAAUCUCCGUCGGUCUAGGCCUGGAAGGAACGAGUUCAGAAGGUUUGAUCAUCGGAAGCGAACGUAAUUUCUUGAGCAGGCUCGUGUUUUUCUUUGGUCUUCACGAGGUAAUGCUUCUGUGGAGUAGGGUGAUCGUGAGACCGGUGGUGGACAGCACAUUGAUCGGAGGAGAUACUGCCGGUCACCACCGGGUAGAAGAAACGGCGGUGGAGAGAGUGGCUCUGGCCGUGAGCUGUGGAACGUUGUGGUGGUGGAAGCUUCGGGAUGAGGUAGAGGCUUUGGUUGGUGUGGCAGAGGCUAAAAGAGCAUUGUUGUUGUUGUUAUUACCGAUCGAUGGAAAUCUUAACGUCGGUUUGGAUGUGGGAACGGUUGAUUUCGUGAACUGGUGGUUAUAUUAUAUGGUUGUGACGAUUGGUAUGGUCAGGAUCGUUAAAGGGUCUUUGUGGUUUGGGAUGAUUUUGCUUUUCGAACAAGGUAGAAGAAGAGAUCCACGUGGAGUUUCUACUGCUCCACCUGUUUCUACGGCUUCUCCUUCUCAUUAUGACGAUGAAGGUGACACUAAAGUGUAA